AUGAUCCAAAACUCCUUUACUUCGUCACUAUCUCGAGCCAAAGUUCUAAUGCUUCACGGCCAUGGACAAUCAGGACAAUUUUUCGAAAGCAAAACGCGCUUCUUGCAGCAGCGCUUGAAGGACAGCAUCAUUAAAGCCUCCCAUAUGCAAUCCGACAAUACAUAUUCCUCCGACCAUGCCGAUCUGGUCGACUUUUACUAUCCCUCCGGAAUACUACCUGCGAAUCCGGAUCAACGCGAGGAUGAUGCGUAUAACAGCUGGGCAUGGGCAUACGGAGAUCGCAAAUUAGAUCGAGUCGCCGGUCUGGAACAAUCUCUACGCUAUCUAUUCCAGAUCCUAGCGGAGAAUGGACCAUUUAUUGGAGUGGUUGGGUUUUCCAUGGGAGCUACUAUGGCUGCCAUUCUUGCAUCUUUUCUUGAGAGACGAGAAUCACUGUGUGGGUUCAAAUUUGAAACAACUCAUCCGCCUUUUAAGUUUGCUGUCUGUUGCAGUGGAUUCAAGCUUGGUAACCCCCUUUUUAAAGAGUUUUAUAAUUCAAAGAUUGAGACGCCAAUUCUUCAUUCUAUUGCCAUUAUGGAUGGUAUGAUUGCACCCUUGGAAUCGAUGCAGCUGGCGAAAUCUUGCAGUCGUGCUUCUUUAUAUACUUUCUUCGGAACACAUUAUGUGCCGCGGUCGUCUGAAUUUGUGGAGACUUUAGUGGAUUUUGUAAUGAAUGCUUUGACUAUGAGAGAUAGCGAUGGGGAUUGGGAGGAUUAUGAGGAUGAUUAUACAUCAUCCAGUUACAGAGUCUAA
Molecule: messenger RNA, 792 nt
Organism: Penicillium odoratum
Lineage: Eukaryota; Fungi; Ascomycota; Eurotiomycetes; Eurotiales; Aspergillaceae
Product: alpha/beta hydrolase
Exons: 3
Coding region: 1-792 (263 amino acids)
Cellular component (GO): cytoplasm; nucleus
Source: RefSeq, a predicted model, not a curated record